AUGCCUCCUCCAACAUCCCCGGUCCUUGUGACCAAAAUCAAAGUCCAGCUCAAACUAGCCAUAGCCCGCCUUCGUAUGGUUCAAAAGCGUGACGAGGCCCUUGCAAAGACCCAGCGCAGAGCCAUGGCCCAGCUCCUCGAGCAGAACAAGGUUGACUCGGCCCGAAUCCGCGUCGAGAACAUCAUCAGAUCCGACAUUAUCACCGAGCUCCACGAAAUCCUAGAACUCUACUGCGAGCUUCUACUAGCCCGCGCUGGCUUGCUAGAGGCAUCACCAACAUGCGAUCCCGGCCUCGAAGAGGCUGUCAAGUCCAUCAUCUACGCCGCUCCCAAGACAGAAAUAAAAGAGCUUCAAACAGUGAGGACGUUGUUGGCUGAGAAGUUUGGGAAAGAAUUUGUGCUACAGGCUACAGAAAACAGCGACGGGAAAGUAAGCGAAGGGGUGGUCAAGAAGCUGAGCGUCACACCACCAAAAGACGAGCUGGUGCAGGGUUACCUUGAGGAGAUUGCGCGGGCAUACGGCGUUGACUGGCCAAAAGGGAAGAAUAAGGAGCUGGGGGAUCCUCCUGACUUUAUGGAUGAUGAUGAUGAUGAUGAGAACCCAAGUGGAGGCCAGGCACAAAGAGUGUUGGAGGAACCGCUGGUUGGUGUGGAUGAGGAAGCUGCUGCUGAGCUCAAGGCACAGGAAGACCUGAGCAAAGCUACACCCCCAAAAUCUUUUGGGCCGGCUAGCCCGCUUCAUGUCAAUCCUCCUAGUGCUUCCACUGAUAACAUACACCCCAAAGUCACUCUCAACAGACAGGAGUUGACAACACCAACCAAGAAGCCGGCUGCUGUGACGAGAAAGCCUUCGGAGCAGAAAGGGGAUGGGGUUCCAGAUCUGGAUGAGCUUGCAAAGAGGUUUGCACAGCUGAAGAGGUGA
Molecule: messenger RNA, 921 nt
Organism: Podospora anserina S mat+
Lineage: Eukaryota; Fungi; Ascomycota; Sordariomycetes; Sordariales; Podosporaceae
Exons: 2
Coding region: 1-921 (306 amino acids)
Biological process (GO): protein transport
Source: RefSeq, a predicted model, not a curated record